This is a messenger RNA of Halichondria panicea, 590 nucleotides long. RefSeq names its product telomerase RNA component interacting RNase-like. The coding region runs from base 1 to 459 and encodes 152 amino acids. Lineage: Eukaryota; Metazoa; Porifera; Demospongiae; Suberitida; Halichondriidae. Gene Ontology annotation, molecular function: 3'-5' exonuclease activity; 5'-3' exonuclease activity. The transcript has 3 exons. The record is from RefSeq and is a predicted model, not a curated record.
AUGGCUGAAGAAGAAACCUCUAGUAGCAACACUUUUGCUAAUGAUGGAAGCUUCAUGGAACUAUUCAAAAAGAAAAUGGAACAGCAAAAGGGUAUUCAAAAAAGUAACCUCCUCGAAAAACCUGUGACCGAGAGUACCCGGGUCAUUGAAUGUGUACGGACUGACACUGACUGUCCAUUGACUGACUCUAGUGAAGCAACAACUUCCGAGCUGAACAGAGAACCAACGCCUGUUCAUAAACCUUAUCAGGCGAUAGUUGGGAAAAGAAAGGCAAUGAUGAAGAGUAUUGAGCUCAGGGAGAAACGCAAGAAAAGGAGAGAGGAAUUGGAGGAACAGCAAAGUGCAGAGGACCAGGACAACAAAAGUAGUGCGUGGAAGUCGUACAUGGCUGAGGUGAAGUCGUAUGAAGCCAAGAAUUGUUCUGACACUGAUGGCUUGAAGAGACCUCUAGUGAAAUAGUUUGUGUAUUAUAUUGCUAACAGCUAUGUACUGAAUCAUAAUGAAUAUUAAUUUUUUAUUUGUGACUACUAUGCUCUGACUAUGCUCUGUUCAUGUACAAAAAAGUUAACUGGGCGGAGCCCCAAAAGUUA